AUGGCGGCCAUAGUGGCAAGCCAGGCCCUGAUAUUUACCAGCUUCUCUAUCAUAAGGCAAUCCAUGGCUUUGGGGUACUUCCCUCAGAGUGGUUGGGUUUCUUUUGUUGUAUCUGCAUUUUUCUUCAUAAUCAUAUUGUUAUGGACCUAUGGGAGGAGCAAGAAACAUGAGUAUGAGGUUGAGCGCAAGUUGAGCUUGGUCGAUCUCCAACAACUCGCCUCCAAUACCGAUGUCUCUUAUGUUCCUGAUAACAUAUUAUACACUUCUUCGAAGCACGAGGAGCAGGUCUACUCCCCUGACGUGAAAUAUUUCCUCAUAGUCUUCUCCAUCCUCAUCGUUGUUGGAUUCAAGGGAGGUGGCGAAAUAGGAAAUGCAUAUGGGGUUGGUGUGAUUUGGGUCAUGCUCAUCACCACAUGCUUUAUGACAGCGGUGAUGUUGGUUGUAUGGGACACCGACAUCAUGCUCAUAGGCAUCUUUUUCUUACUCUUCAUCUCCAAUGAGGGUAUUGACCUGACCUCUCUUCUCAAUAAGAUGUCGCAAGGUGGUUGGGUUUCUUUUGUUGUGUCUGCACUUUUCCUCAUAAUCAUAUUGUUAUGGCCCUAUAGGAGGAGCAAGAAAUAUGAGUAUGAGGUUGAGCGCAAGUUGAGCUUGGUCGAUCUCCAACAACUCACCUCCAAUCUCAAUGUAUCUUGUAUUCUUGGUGUCCGUUUCUUUUGCACGGAUCUCAUUAAUGGUAUCCCACCCAUAAUUCGACACUACAUUCAAAAUGUUGGUUCCUUGCAUCAAAUCAUGGUAGUAGUCACGGUCCGAAUUCUCUCUAUAACUUCAGCCGUAUCUGAGGAGCGCUUCCUUAUUGGAAAGUUAGGACCAAAUGGGGUCUAUAGGUGCCUAGUGCAUUAUGGAUACAUGGAACAUCCUAGCAUGGAGGAUGAUGAGUAUGUGGCAACGGUCAUUGAGAAGCUCAAGGAAUUGGCAGAGAGCAAUGAGGAGUUGCAAUUGUUAGAGACAGGGAAGAUAGAGGAAUGGCCUUUGUGA
Molecule: messenger RNA, 1035 nt
Organism: Amborella trichopoda
Lineage: Eukaryota; Viridiplantae; Streptophyta; Magnoliopsida; Amborellales; Amborellaceae
Product: potassium transporter 26
Biological process (GO): potassium ion transmembrane transport
Cellular component (GO): membrane
Molecular function (GO): potassium ion transmembrane transporter activity
Source: RefSeq, a predicted model, not a curated record